AUGAAAACCUUUAACUAUUUUUUACGCAGAAAAACCUCUGCUUUAACAGUUAGAAGAUUCACUACGGCUACCAACUCACGUAAACUAUAAGCUGAAUAAGAGGAUCCAUAUAGUUAACUCUAUCUAGAAAAAUAUGCUGCUUAAGACCCAUUUUUUUAAGGAUAUAGUGAUGUAGAUCCUGCUUAGCUAUUACCUGUGCAAUCAUAAUAGGGGAAAGAUCCCAUUCAAAACAAUCAGAUAUUUGACCCUAUACUCCUAAGAGAUAUAUAUAACGAUCUAAAAUCAAUAGAAAUUGAACCUAAUCUUGAAUAAGCCAAACAAAUUAGUGAUUUGCUACUUCACAAUGAAAGAUUGAAUAAAAGUAAGAAGCCAUCUCACAUCAUCAUUAAAAAUUUCCAAAAGCACCGAACUGAUGAGUAGGUCCUGGAAAUCAAUAGACAAGAUGAAUCAUUUAAAAGAAAAACGAGAUUUAUGGAAUAAAAGUUCCCUUUUAUUGAUAAGUUUGUAUUAUAAACUAAAGAAAACGGGGAAGAGAAAGCAUUAAAAAACUACUAUUACCCUUCUAAGCUAGAUCACAGAAAAGGAGUGGUAUAUUACUUGCAUGGCUAUGGUGAUACUUGCUCUAGAUAUAGUUAUUUAGCUGAAAAAUACGCUAAUCAUGGAUAUGAUUUCUUAGGGUUCGACUAUAAGGGAUUCGGUUUUAGUUAGGGAAUUAGAGGAUAGAUUGACUCACCAAGGUCAGUAUUAGAUGAUCAACUUAGAUUCAUGGAGGUAACAGAGAAAUAAUUGGGUUUAAAUAAUACUCAAAAAUUCUUGGUUGGGAUGUCUUUUGGAGCCAGAGUUGCCAUUUAAGCAGCAUAUGAGAGAAAAGAUAUAAGCGGUAUAUAGUUGCUUGCUCCUUAUAUUGAAGUUUAGGAUUUAGAUUCUUAGACAUUCAAAACUAAUAUGAAAACUAUCAUCGACGAUUUUUACCCAGAUUAAGGCCUUGGAAUGCUUUCAUUAAAAAAGUAGGAAAGAAUUGAAAAUCUGCUUAAAAAAUUCAUAGCAUCAUUCAAACUAGUAGAUGAAUAAAUGAAGUAAGCCUAAGUGGGUUCAGAACAUAUUAAGACUCCUACUCUUAUGAUAUUAGGAGGUAAAGAUUAGCUGAUAAGUAACACAGCUGCAAUAAAUUAUUUCAAGGGCAUCAAUACCUAGGAUAAAGAUUUGAUUGUUUAUGAGGACUUAGAUCAUUUAGUAAUACAAGAUACCACUCGAUUCGAGUAGGUUUCAAAGGAUUUGUGUUAUUGGCUUUAAACUCAUUCUAACCUAUGA
Messenger RNA from Stylonychia lemnae, 1311 nucleotides. The record is from the annotation of a GenBank genome assembly. NCBI's taxonomy places the organism in Eukaryota, Ciliophora, Spirotrichea, Sporadotrichida, Oxytrichidae.